UAGUUUCUUUAGACGUACCUGCAAACGGCAGCUAUAUAUGACGUAGAAAACCCCUGUCAACUUCAUUUUACAUUGAAAACUUGGUAAAUUAGCUCAUACUGCGUAUGACUUAACACUUCGUCAUUACCCAAAGUGAUUUUCUUUUCUUCAUAAUGAAGCCGCACGUUGAAAGCGUCGAGAUAUCGAGUCCAAUGGACAUCACUGACGGCGAGUACGGCGAAGAGCAACAAACAUGGAGUAUUUCUGUAACUAAUCUACCAAACGAUGUUUUUGAGGAUCAAGAAACAAAGGAAGUGUUUGAAAAGUUGUUCUCACCUUAUGGAAGUGAAAGUGACAGAAGCUUCAUCUACUUAAAGACUUUUCAUAGAGCAAGGGUUACAUUUGCCAAUGAAGAGUACGCAAAAGAAGCUAAGAAAUACCUGCAUGGGCAGUAUUUUCUGGGCUAUGAACUGGGCAUCUUCCUUGUUCAGAGACAGUCCUCCCUUAACAACAACUCUAAUCUUAAACCUCCACCUCAAACAAAGCAGUUCCUGAUUUCCCCUCCUGCAUCACCUCCAGUUGGCUGGGAACAGACUCUCGAGUCUCACCCAGUGAUCAACUAUGAUCUGCUGGCUGCUGUAGCCACUUUAGACACUUCACAACCUUGCCAGCUACACAAGUCUGUUGAAGAUGCACCCAGCAUUGUGGUACACCUGUGUGAUGAAGGAGAUGUCCAAGAUGGUAUGAAUGAUGAAGGAAGCAAGUUCCACCCAUUGAAAGCAUUGCCAAGGGAAGUUGUGCAAACAAGAAGACCAGAAAGAAAAUUGUAAAGAAUAUAAAGGAAGGGUUUAUAUUUUAAAAUAUAUUAAGAGUACUUAUACAGCUUCUUAUACAGCUUCUUUGUUUUUAUCAUUGUGAUCUAAGUGACCAUUCUCUUUCACCUGAAACAUGCAAACUAAGGUGUAGUAUUAACUUUAUUUCAGUUCAGAAAACAUACUGACAAGUAAUGCCGUAUUGGUAGAGAUACAUCUUUUCAUUUGUGAAAAGUUCUGACUUGAGCACAAGGUGAAGGUGAUGAACAAGAAAAUAAAUUAGUUUAAAAUUUUAUUACCGUAUUUAUAGAGACUUCAGUCAAUCAUGUUGAUUAGUUGAAAAGAGAUAACUUAUUUAAAAACAGUAAGCACAAAAAGUCUUGUGGGUCAUUUAACUUGCAUCUUUUGCAGUUUUUUUGCAACUCCUUAAUGGGUUCAGUUUACUUCUUUAAACCUCAAGCCAAAAUGAGUAGCUAAUUAUUGUUAUCAAGCAGCUGCUGAUAAUUAUGGUUAUGAUAGUUAUGGUGAUGAUCCAAGACUGUGAGUGACUUUUUUGAUAAGUGGCUGCUAAUUGAAAGGCAUCAGAAGUAUUGCAGUAAGUUAAGUAAUUUUUCUUGGAUUCCUAGUUGUCUUUCACUGAAGAAUAGUCUAGGUUGGAUGGUCAAGACGUUUUGCCAUAUUUUUGCAUCUCAGAUUUUGAGUGCCUCUGAAAAUUUUCUUAAAAUAAGCCCGUUAUCCUUUCUGAUACCUGGUAAAAAUGUAUACCAAUGGUAUAUAGAAUGUGAUCUGUUUGUGAUCAUUACCGGUAAUUUAUUUGAUUAAAUUUUUUGCGAUCAUGCAGCUAAGCAUCAAACAAUAAUAAAUGAA
Messenger RNA from Pocillopora verrucosa, 1658 nucleotides. RefSeq names its product calcipressin-1. Gene Ontology annotation, biological process: calcium-mediated signaling. The record is from RefSeq and is a predicted model, not a curated record. NCBI's taxonomy places the organism in Eukaryota, Metazoa, Cnidaria, Anthozoa, Scleractinia, Pocilloporidae. Gene Ontology annotation, cellular component: nucleus; cytoplasm. Gene Ontology annotation, molecular function: calcium-dependent protein serine/threonine phosphatase regulator activity; RNA binding.